Messenger RNA from Punica granatum (pomegranate), 3099 nucleotides. The record is from RefSeq and is a predicted model, not a curated record. NCBI's taxonomy places the organism in Eukaryota, Viridiplantae, Streptophyta, Magnoliopsida, Myrtales, Lythraceae.
UAUAUGUCGACAAAGAACCUUAAGAAGUUUCACGUCCCGCCUGCAAGCAAGAAAUUUCGGAUUCUGACUUUCUUAUCCCUUUAUUUCCCUUCUCAUGUCCUUGUAACCGACAUGAAGUCGUUUUACCAUUAAAUUUCUUAAUGUUCACGGAAUUCCCCUCAAUACAAGUUGUCUAUGCUGACAAAUCAUUUAAGACCCAAGCAAACGUUAUAUGCAACGAAAGGCCAAAACAACCAAUCUGGUGGGAAAGUCCCAUGUAAUAGAUUAAACAAGUCAGAGGACAAAGGAGAUUAAAGACAUGAGCUCACCCUGCAUUAGAGAGGCCUCAGAUGCCUGUUUCCACGGCUGCUCUCCCUUCCUCAGCAGCGCUCCCCCCGACCCAUCGUCCCGAACCCCUGCCUCCGCAUUCCGCUCCGACUUCGCGAUGUCAGCCACCUCCUCCCUCCACCCAAAUGCCACGUUCACCAACCACGAGUCCCUUUCUUCCCUGCAGGAGUCGUUCUGCAGCUUCGCCGGAGCUUUCCCACAGUUCACGGAAACUGAGCAGGCCGACAGGAUCCGCGAGCAAGAAUACCACCACCUCUCCUCGACCGAACAUGUCUGCCUUGACUACAGUACCGGGCAUGGCCUGUUCUCAUACUCACAGCAGUGCAUUGCCGGCUCGGUCCCCUCUUCGUCUUCUCAUCCUCCAGUUCUGAGUUCGACGACAACCUACUUAGAAAUCUCCUAUAAGCAGGUUAACCUCAGGGCGCAGCUGGCAUAUGGAGGACUGGAGUCGGAACUUGAAUUGAGGACUAGGAAGAGGAUUACGAGAUUCAUGAAUAUCUCUGAAGAUGACUACGCAAUGGUUUUCACUUCCAAUCAGCCCUCUGCCUUCAGGAUUGUGGCAGAUUCAUAUCCUUUCCGGUCCCACAGGAACCUCCUCACAGUGUAUGAUCACGAGAGCGAGGCAGUUGAGUCAAUGAUUGAGAACUCGAGAAAGAGAGGAGCCAGGGUGAAAUCGGCCGAGUUCUCUUGGCCCAGACUCAGGAUCCGUUCGGAGAAACUGAAGAACAUGCUAGUGGGUAAGAGCAGCAAGAAAUCGAGCAAGGGGCUAUUCGUCUUCCCACUGCAGUCGAGAGUGAGCGGAGCUCCGUACUCUUAUUCAUGGAUGGGGAUGGCUCAAGAAAACGGAUGGCAUGUCCUUCUCGAUGCCUGUGCACUCGGGCCAAAAGACAUGGAAACUCUAGGGCUAUCUUUAUUCAAGCCCGAUUUUCUUAUCUGCUCCUUCUACAAGGUCUUCGGGGACAAUCCGUCAGGGUUCGCUUGCCUAUUCGUUAACCGAUCCUCCAUUUCAGUCCUACAGAGCUCAGACCCUUCCCUGAGUGUAGGAAUUGCCAGCCUCAUCCCAUCCUCGACAACAAGACUGGAGGAGCCGAUCGCGUCAUCUGAAAUAGUGGAACUGGAGACAACUUCCAGCCCGGAGAUUGAAUUCCGAGCGCUGGAUCAUGCCGAUGAGCUGGGGCUGAUCCUGAUCAACACCCGCGGACGGUGCCUGAUCAACUGGCUGGUAAACGCAUUGCUCUGUCUGAGGCAUCCAGACUCGGAGGACUACUCGCGCUCUCUUGUCAGGAUUUAUGGGCCAAAGGUUAGUUUUGAGAGGGGUCCGGCAGUGGCAUUCAAUUUAUUCGACUGGAAGGGGGAGAAGGUCGACCCGAAGCUCGUGCAGAAGCUAGCAGAUCGGUUCAACAUCACGCUGAGUUGCGGUUUCUUAAGGCACGUGUGGUUCCACGAUGAGACCCAGUUCGAUGAGACAGAGGAAAACCGCGGAGGACAUAUUUCCCGCAUCUGUGUGGUGACGGCCUCUAUCAGGUUCUUGAACACCUUCGAGGAUGUGUACAAGGUUUGGGCAUUCACGGCGAGGUUCUUGGAUGCGGAUUUUGUCGAGAAGGAGAAGUGGAGAUACACAGCACUUAAUCAACAGAUGAUCGAAGUAUGAUAUGUGGCAUUAUCUGCACAUUCUUUCAUUCCUUGAUUUGGAAAGAGCGAUGAUCGAGUGAGUAGUUGGCAAGGGAAAGCCGGGUUUUGAUGAUUCUGAUCUGAACCUUACGUUUAUCGUCAUGGAAUCCAUACGCCUGACACAAUGAGCUAAUUUCUGUAUGUCAAACAUGAAGGAUAGGAUAGUCCUCAGGCCAGAACAUCCAAUGCUCUUCAGCCAAAUAUUUUGGAUCCUCACUCUUAACACUUAUUUAUGGCCUGUGAAGACACAAAAUCACGUAGUUUGUCAAUGAAAUAAGUUAAAUUAUGGUGAUAGAACAACAUGGAUUGAUUCAAGAUCGUUCGACACAUCUUCCCCUUAGAUAAGGAUUCGUCUUCGAGUCUAGUGAAGAGGCAAAUAAGACGAGGAGGGGACCGAGCCGGCAAUGCACUGCUGCGAGUAUGAGAACAGGCCAUGCCCGGUACUGUAGUCAAGGCAGACAUGUUCGGUCGAGGAGAGGUGGUGGUAUUCUUGCUCGCGGAUCCUGUCGGCCUGUUCAGUUUCCGUGAACUGUGGGAAAGCUCCGGCGAAGCUGCAGAACGACUCCUGCAGGGAAGGAAGGGACUCGUGGUUGGUGAACGUGGCAUUUGGGUGGAGGGAGGAGGUGGCUGACAUUGCGAAGUCGGAGCGGAAUGCCGAAGUAGUUCGAAUCUGAAUUAAUCGGGACUUAUUGAGUUUUGAGAUAUUAGGUAGUGCACACCAAAAAAAUAGUGGUGCCAGGACUGAGCCCACAAUAGAUGGAAGGCCCUAAUUUUCAGUGUGAUCAAGAUGAGGCCCAACGCCCAUGGCCCAGCCUUUUUACAAGCCUAGGAGCUAUUUCAGCUAUUCGUGACCUGACAGGCGACUUUCAAUGUAUGGACACAUUAGAAGGCAAAAUUACGACCACCAGCAGUCUUUUGCUUUGUCUUUGUUGGAAAACAUCUGUGGGCUGGGCUUCGGUCGUCAAGGGCCAUUUUUUAUCUUUGUUAGGGGCUACCUCUAUCUAAUCUUAUGGUUAACGAUCUCGGACCUAGUAAUGGACCUUCGGCCAGGCAAUCGCACGCUUCAUAAGGUUGAGCGGGCUUGUUAUGGUUUGUCGAAUU